Messenger RNA from Diorhabda carinulata, 882 nucleotides. RefSeq names its product vacuolar ATPase assembly integral membrane protein VMA21 homolog. Gene Ontology annotation, cellular component: endoplasmic reticulum membrane. The coding region runs from base 140 to 382 and encodes 80 amino acids. The record is from RefSeq and is a predicted model, not a curated record. Lineage: Eukaryota; Metazoa; Arthropoda; Insecta; Coleoptera; Chrysomelidae. The transcript is spliced from 2 exons. Gene Ontology annotation, biological process: vacuolar proton-transporting V-type ATPase complex assembly.
CAGUUGAUAUAUCAGGUCACCUGACUUAACAUUUUAAAAAGGUUAUGUUUUCUGAAAUAUAAAAUAAAGAAUAGUGUAUAAAGAAAAUAAUAAUAAUAGUUUUCAUCUUCUGUCUAGUAAUUAUAAAGUAGAUAUUAUAAUGGAAACGAAUACAACACCUUAUACAAUUUUUAAAACGAUUUUAAGUUAUAGUGUUUUUAUCUUGGCUUCGCCCAUAAUUACGUUUUUUGUUUCAAAAAUUAUUUUCGAAGGUAUUUUGGGCACAUCUCCUGUCACAACAAAUAUUUCAUCUGCAGUUUUAGCUGUAGUGGUAUUGCACAUAGCAGUAGGAAUGUAUAUAUUAAAAGCUUAUUCAGAAGCUGAUAAAGUGAAGGACCAAUAAAUAUUAAAUAUAGCAUUAAAUAUUUUUGUAUUAUUUCAUGUUGCAAAAAAGUAUUUUUUAAUGAAAUUGCAAAUGCUGAAGGAUUAAAUUAGAAACUUAAAAUUAAAUUAAAAAUGUGAAUAUAAUAACAGGAAAAGAUUCAAAAUUUACAUUUAGUUGUACUUUUCAGAUGUAAUAAAACAAUAAUUCUAAUAAAAAUUCAUAAAAUGUGAAUAUAUAUAGAACAUAGGAGGAAAAAAUUAUUAGUACUUUUACCAAUUAUUUAUUAUUAAUUCAAUAUAAGUAUAACUUUAGAGACCAAAGAAAUUGUAUGGAAGUGGAACAUUUAACUGUAUAAGUACACUUCAAAAGUGAAAAAAAAUAUUUAAAAAAAAAAACAACUUCAUUUAUUUUUUGUAUUUGUAAUUAUAAAACUUCACUUUUUUGCUAUGUGUUAUUAAUAAUGUAUUAUUUGAAAUUAGUUAUACCCAUUAUUUUAUAUUAAAAAAGUUUUUUCCCUA